Molecule: messenger RNA, 84 nt
Organism: Staurois parvus
Lineage: Eukaryota; Metazoa; Chordata; Amphibia; Anura; Ranidae
Source: the annotation of a GenBank genome assembly
AUGACCUCAGGUCAGCAUCUUAUACUAACAAGAGUCAGAAGAGACUCAACUGUCCAGAGAGGUUUGCGUGUUGCCAGGUGUUAA